This is a messenger RNA of Rubroshorea leprosula, 540 nucleotides long. NCBI's taxonomy places the organism in Eukaryota, Viridiplantae, Streptophyta, Magnoliopsida, Malvales, Dipterocarpaceae. The record is from the annotation of a GenBank genome assembly.
AAAAACCCACAGACAGUUCAGUAUAUAUCUACUCCGGCCGGUUAAACAUGUGUAUCUGCUGUGGAUGUGAUUGCUUUAACAUCUCAGCAGCAGGAAAUCAACAGAAACCUGCAGGCAUCUGCGACUUCUUCCUAGCCAUAUUCCUGCCUCCAGUUGCGGUAUAUAAUCGAACUGGAUCAUGCGGGUCCGAAGUCUGGCUCAAUCUCCUGCUGACAGUUGCAGGAGUCAUACCCAGAAGCAUUCAUGCUGUCAUUACCUUACAAAACUAAAAGAAUAUAUGUAGUGUGGUCUGCAACUAAAGAAGAUCGAAUCACAAGAUGAUUUAUCUUAUUAUAUAAGGAAAAAAGAAGAUGAUCAAAUUAUGUAAUGAUUGAUUCAGUUGUUGAAGGAGGUAAUAUCACACUGUUAUGAGAAUUCAUCAAUUAUGAGGAAAUCAAAUUGAUUGAUUUCAAGAAUUAGAACCGCUUCUUUUUUCUUUUUAUAAUAAGAUCAAUCAUCCUGUAAUUUCAUCCCCUUUAGCAACAAAUUAUGUUGUCCUAU